Molecule: messenger RNA, 5585 nt
Organism: Prinia subflava (tawny-flanked prinia)
Lineage: Eukaryota; Metazoa; Chordata; Aves; Passeriformes; Cisticolidae
Gene: NIBAN2
Product: niban apoptosis regulator 2
Exons: 14
Coding region: 1135-4227 (1030 amino acids)
Source: RefSeq, a predicted model, not a curated record
CCAGCCCAGGAAAAGGCUCCUGGAGCCGUUUCCACGCUGGCUGCCCCACACCGAGCCAAGCAGCCGAGCCCAGCUGAGCCCGGCCCCAGCUUCCAGAGGUCUUGGGAGCAUCCAGGGCGAUCCCAAGGCUGCAUCCACCUCGGCCUGCCCGGAGCCGCCCUGCAGCUGGGAACAGCUUGAACUUCACGGUCACGCCACCACGUCCUCCUUCCUCCUCCUCCUCCUCUUCCUCCCUCGGUCACACCCCGCGCUGCUGGCGGUGCCCGCGCUCCGGGAAUGACGGCGGCGAGGCCUUUCCUGCCUGCGGAUCGUGCCCGGGCAGCGCCGCAGGAUCCUGGGAGCGCAGUUUCCGCCUGUUGCGCUGGGGAAAGGAGCGGCAGCGGCAGCAAGAGGAAGGAGGAGCUUUUCCACCGCUUCCUCCACUCCGCGGCUCCAGCUGCUUCCUCCCUGGCUGGGUCCGAGGAGGCUCUGCGGGAUCGCGGGCGCAGUCCCGGUUUUGGUGUCCCAGCCCGAGUGUGCCCUGCUCUCCCUGCCUCACCCGGGAGAUGCCAGCCCCCAUCCCGGGACAGCUCCCGCUCCCACACCUGCGGCUGGGGCGGGCUUUAAACCAACCCAAGCGUUCCCAUCCCGUUCUCCGGGGGGCUGGGGAGGGCGCGGGGCCCCUCGCCGUGCCCGCUGCCCGCCGGCUCCCACGCCCGCUCUCCGCUUUGGCACCAAGGUCAAGGCUGGCGGGGCGUGGGCGCAGGUAGGACGGAGCCCGGGUGUCGCAAGGCCGGUGCCAGCUCGGAGCCGGUUUUCCCGCUGGGAGCGCGGGGGGGAAACCCGGCACUGCCCAGCCCCCGGCUGGGGGGCACGGCCCCCUCCUCCAUCCUGCCCAUCCCCCCCGCCGGCAAUUAGCGCAGCUAAUUACCCGGCGGGGGGACACUCGCAGCCUCUCCCCGAGGCCGGGGGCGGCGGGCGGGACGCGGGGCGGUGCGGGAGGAGUGGCCGGGGGGGCCCGUGGGGCGCCGCGCUGCCGGGCCGCCCCGAGCGCUGCCUUCCUCCUCCUCCUCCUCCUUCUCCUCCUCCUUGUCCCUCUUCCCUCCUCCUCCCGCCGCUCCUCCCGCCGCCCGGCCCGGCCCGGCUCCGCUCGCCAUGGGAGAUGUGGUCUCCACGCACCUGGACGAGGCUCGCCGCCAGCACAUCGCGGAGAAGACGGGGAAGGUGCUGGGCGAGUUCUGCCGCUGCUACAAGGAGCAGUUUGGAGUCGCUCUCUUCAACAGCGUGCGCUAUGAGAUCGAGGGCGCGGGGGGCCCGCAGCCCCAGCUGCUGCACCGCAAGGUUCCACUGGAGAGCCAUGUCAUCUACUCAGGCAACAUCUUCCAGUACAUCGAGGAGAACAAGAAGUGGAGGAACCGCUUCUGCGUGGUGCCACACAACUACGGGCUGGUCCUCUACGAGAACUCACUGGCCUACGAGCGGGACCUGCCGCCGCGGGUGCUGGUCAACAGUGCUGGCUACAAGGUCCUCACCUCCGUGGAGCAGUACCUGGAGCUGGUCAACAACAGCCUGCCUGGUGUGACCCCGAAAUCCAGGCACUCCCCCAUCCUGAAGUGCCCCACGGAUUUCCCUCUGAUCCUGUGGCACCCCUACGCCCGGCACUAUUAUUUCUGUGUGAUGACGGACAAGGAGCAGGAGAGGUGGCGGGCGGUGUUCCAGGACUGCGUGCGGCACUGCAACGACGGGAUCUCCGAGGACUCCAGAGUGGAGGCCCCAGCCUUCACGGACGCCAUCCGCAUGUACCGGCAGUCGCGGGAGCAGUACGGCACCUGGGACAUGCUGUGCGGCACCCAGAGCCAGGUGCUGAGCAACCUGGUGAUGGAGGAGCUGCUCCCCGAGCUGAGGAGCGCCAUCGGGCCCCGCCUGAAGGGCAAAGCCCCGGAGCGCCAGCGGACCUGGAUCCAGGUGUCAGAUGCUGUCUACAGGAUGGUCUAUGAGCUGGCCAAGGCACAGUACGAGGCAGUAGUGGCCAGGUGUGAGCAGGAGCGGCCGCAGCUGGAGAGCACCAUCCGCACGGACAUGGACCAGAUCAUCACCUCCAAGGAGCACCUGGCCAGCAAGAUCCGAGCCUUUGUCCUGCCCAAGGCAGAGGUCUGUGUCCGUAACCAUGUCCAGCCCUACAUCUCCUCCAUCCUGGAGGCCCUGAUGAGCCCCACGAGCCAGGGCUUCUCCGAGGUGCGGGAGGUGUUCUUCAAGGAGGUCACCGACAUGAACUUGAACGUGAUCAACGAGGGCGGCCGGGAGAAGCUGACAGAGUACAUGAAGAAGCUCUCCCACCUGGCCUUCCACCCUGUGAAGAUGCAGUCAUGCUAUGAGAAGAUGGACCAGCUGAAACUGGAGGGUCUUCAGCAGCGCUUCGAUGUCUCCAGCACGUCUGUCUUCAAGCAGAGGGCCCAGAUCCACAUGAGACAGCAAAUGGACGAUGCCAUGUUCACCUUCGAGACCCUGCUGCACCAGGAGCUGGGCAAGGCCCAGGGCAAGGACGACCUGUGCAAGUCCAUCCAGCGCAUCCUCGAGAGGGUGCUCAAGAAAUUUGACUACGACAGCAGCACCGUGAGGAAGAAGUUCUUCAGGGAGGCCCUGCUGCAGAUCACCAUCCCCUUCCUGCUGAAGAAGCUGGCACCCACCUGCAAGGGGGAACUGGCCAAGUUUCAGGAGCUGAUCUUCGAGGACUUUGCCAGCUUCAUCCUGGUGGAGAACACCUACGAGGAGGUGGUGCUGCAGUCAGUGAUGAAAGACAUCAUGCAAGCUGUGAAGGAGGCGGCGGUGCAGCGGAAGCACAAUCUGUACCGGGACAGCAUGGUGAUGCACAACAGCGAUCCCAACCUGCACCUGCUGGGGGAGGGCCUGCCCAUCGACUGGAGCGAGGAGGGCGGCGGGCAGCCCGAGGAGCCGGCGGCAGAGCGGCGCCGCAGGGCCAAGCAGGUGGUGUCGGUCAUCCAGGACGACGAUGGGGCCCUGCCCUACGGGGCCGAGGCGCUGCUAGAGCCCGGCUCCCCCGAGCCGGGGGAGGCACAGCCCGGGGAGCCCGCCAGCCCCCCGGACACGGUGCAGGAGAUCCGGGAGGCGCUGGCACAGGAGAGCCUCGGGGAGGAGCGGCUGACGAACGGCACCGGAGCCGGCGAGGAGGGGGUGCUGCUGGCAGGGGCUGCGCAGGGGGAUGUCACACAGCAAGGUCCAGCCUGUGACGGGGACGGCGUGCACUGCAUGGCAUCGCCAGCAUCUGGAGCUGAGACCCCAACAAGGACCGGGAGAGAACGUGCCACACCAGCAUCGUCACCUGUCCCUGGAGCUGAGGUCCCAUCAGGGACCGGGAGAGAACGUGCCACACCAGCAUCGUCACCUGUCCCUGGAGCCCAGGUCCCAUCAGGAGCUGGGACACGCCGGGCUGCCCCAGCACCGCCCGUGCCUGCAGCUGAGGUGUCAUCAGGGGGGCAGUGUGCCACUCCAGCAUCCUCACCUGUCCCUGGAGCUGAGGUGUCAUCAGGGGGGCAGUGUGCCACUCCAGCAUCGUCACCUGUCCCUGGAGCUGAGGUGUCAUCAGGGGGGCAGUGUGCCACUCCAGCAUCAUCACCUGUCCCUGGAGCUGAGGUGUCAUCAGGGGGGCAGUGUGCCACUCCAGCAUCGUCACCUGUCCCUGGAGCUGAGGUCCCAUCAGGGACUGGGAGAGAACAUCCUGGACCAGCAUCACCUGUGCCCAGAGCUGCUGCCCCAUCAGAGGCUGAGGUGCCACACGCCACACCAAGAUCAUCUGUGCCAGCUUCCCCCGUGUCUGGAGCUGAUGUCCCAUCAGAGGCUGAAGUGCCACAUGCCACACCAAGAUCAUCCGUGCUGGCGUCACCUGUUCCCAAAGCUGAUGUCCCAUCAGAGGCGGAGCUGCCACACGUCACACCAAGAUCAUCUGUGCCAGCGUCUCCUGUGCCCGGAGCUGACCCCCCAUCAGCGCCCAGCGUGCCCCACGCCACAGCAGCACCACCCAGCCCCCGAGAGCCCCAGGAGCCCCAUGCCACAGCAGCACCACCCAGCCCCCGAGAGCCCCAGGAGCCCCACGCCACAGCAGCACCACCCGGGGCACAGAGCCCAUCCCCAGCGUGUCCCCAGCGUGGUGACAAUGAGACAGGCGAGCUCAGCCCCCCACAGCCCAGGGGCACCACAGAGAGCGGUGAGGGGGUGCAGACUGAGUUCUAGCCCCAGUGUCCUGCCAUGGACUGGUCCUGGGGUCACUGGGGCUGGGGGAGGGGGAUAGGAGCCCCCGGGAUGGAGAGCAGCACCACGGGAGAGGGAGGGGAUGGGGACACUGGGACCUCACAGCCUGAUGGGGGUCCCACAGCCACAGCCCCCACUGGCUGGGCAUGGGGCAUCCCCUGCGCUCUGCUCUGUCCUUCUUCUUCCUUUUCUUUUCUACUGAGGAGAUGCUUUACUGAAGAGCUUUAUCUGCCCCCCACACCAGGGCCUGGGGCUGCCGGGGGGGGGCUGGCACUGGCCCUGCUCAGGGUGGGCGUGCGGGACACUGCUGGCUGUCCCCGGGGCUGUCCCUGCCCCAGUCCGGGGCAUUUCCUGGGAGCUGCCCGCUGCCAUCCCACCCCGGACAUUUCCUGGGAGCUGCCCGCUGCCAUCCCACCCUGGACAUUUCCUGGGAGCUGCCCGCUGCCAUCCCCCCCCGGCCGGCUUCGGGAGCACCAGCGGGAGCAGGAGCUGCAGGGGAUGAUGGAAAACAGAAUGGGAUGGGGACAUGACAGGGACAGCAACGCUGAGGGUUUGAGCCACUGCUGAGGGGAGAGUGCUGAGACAGACACAGGCUGCUGGUGCCCAGGCUGAGCUCACAGUAGCCAGGCUGAGCUCACAGCAGCCAGGCUGAGCUCACAGCAGCCAGGCUGAGCUCACAGCAGCCAGGCCGGGCUCACAGCAGCCAGGCUGAGCUCACAGCAGCCAGGCUGAGCUCACAGCAGCCAGGCCAGGCUCACAGGCAGCCAGAGCCCACCCCUAGCCAUCCUCACCCCAGGGUCUCCUAGGAGCUCUUUUAAGUUCAGGGUUAAAUCUCUGAGGGAAGGUGGCACUCGGGCCAUGUCCCAGCUGUGCCUGGCAGCACUGGGAUAAUUCCAGGCUCAGCUCGCUGUGCAGUGGAGAGAUCCCAGCCUUGCCCUCCACAUGUCCUCAGCCCCUUCCAUGGAUGGCUCCUCCAGCUUUGCAGGUUUUGGCACCCGGCUGAGCAAAGAGCGGGGGUUUGCUGAGCUGGGGCUGGGGACAGGACAGGGAUGCCCAAAGCCCUGGAGGUGCUGGGGGUCUGCAGGACUCCUGGGUGAGACACCCAGAGCAGGGACCAACACCCCAACACCCACCCAUGCUUAGGGGCCACCGUUCCUGCCUCAGAAGGGGGGUGCCCAGCCUAACACAUUCAGGGGGUCCCCAAAGUGCCUUGGGAGGCCUCGCUCAAAGUGCCUUUCUCUGUGAACUUCAAACCUGUCUCUUCCAGGAUAUUUUAUUAAGAAAGUAAUACAAAUGUUUAAAGAUAUAAUAAUUAAUAAAAUGGAAAAGCUUUAUUUAAA